Zerene cesonia (dogface butterfly) is the source of this 3549-nucleotide messenger RNA. RefSeq names its product src substrate cortactin (gene Cortactin). Bases 186 to 1739 code for a protein of 517 amino acids. NCBI's taxonomy places the organism in Eukaryota, Metazoa, Arthropoda, Insecta, Lepidoptera, Pieridae. Gene Ontology annotation, biological process: regulation of actin filament polymerization. Gene Ontology annotation, molecular function: actin filament binding. Gene Ontology annotation, cellular component: plasma membrane; actin filament; site of polarized growth. The transcript is spliced from 12 exons. The record is from RefSeq and is a predicted model, not a curated record.
UCAAUUAGUGACGCACUGCGAUAAGUUGAUUGUUGAAUCAUUAGUUUAUAAUAAAUUAAAAUUUGAAGAUACAUAUAAACAUAGUUGUGUAUUAAAAAUAAGAAUUAAAAAGUCUAUGAAACAGUGUAAUUGUUGUUGUGUUCACUGAUAUAUCCGAAGAGAUAACCAAAUAAACCGGCUACAAGAUGUGGAAAGCAUCAACAGAUGUAGCCCCACCUCCACUGGCCGAAGCUGACGAUUGGGAAACGGAUCCCGACUUUGUUAAUGAUGUGACUGAACAGGAGCAACGAUGGGGCCCUGGAGGCAGACAUGUUGAGGCUAUUGACAUGGCAAAGCUUCGGGAAGAAGUAUUGGAGGCAGACAAACAAGCCAAGCAACAGGAAUAUGAACAUGGUCCUAAGCCGUCUUUUGGUUACGGAGGUAAAUUCGGAGUUCAGACGGACAGAAUGGACAAAUCAGCUGUGGGUCACGAUUAUGUGGGCAAAACGGAAAAACACGUUUCACAAAAGGAUUAUGCUCAAGGGUUUGGUGGUAAAUUUGGGGUGCAAAGUGACCGCAUGGACGCUAGCGCCGUGGGCCAUGACUACGUGGGCGUGGUCGAGAAACACGCCUCGCAGGCCGACUACGCCAAGGGCUUUGGCGGCAAGUUCGGCGUGCAGACUGAUAGAGUCGAUAAGAGCGCGGUGGGGUGGGAGCACCGCGAGGCGGCGGCGCGGCACGGCUCGCAGCGCGACUACGCGGUGGGCUUCGGCGGCAAGUUCGGCGUGCAGGCCGACCGGCAGGACGCCGCCGCGCUCGGCUGGGAGCACCGCGACCUGCCCACCAAGCACCGCUCGCAGACCGACUAUAGCGUCGGUUUCGGCGGUAAGUUCGGCGUGCAAACAGACAGACAAGACGCGGCCGCUGUUGGCUGGGAACAUCGCGAGGAGACUCAGCGGCACGCCAGCCAGCUGGACCAUAAGAGAGGUUUCGGCGGUAAAUUCGGCGUGGAAACGGACAGAGUGGACAAGUGUGCGCACACUUUCGACGAAGUGCAGAAGGUCGGCACCAACUACACUAAGCAGAAGCCGGACAUUGGUGCCGCUAAGCCCUCCUCUAUACGGGACAAGUUCGAAAAUAUGGCCAAGGAGAAGGAACAGGAAGCUUUGCAGUCAGUGCAAAGGAUACGACAGGAAAGGCAACAAACCGAUAAGAGUUUAAGUGAGAAGGAAAAAGAACGCCUAGCCAAGGAGAAGGAAAGGAAUCCCGAAAAUGAAGAACCGGCGCCGGCGCAGCAAACAGCCCCCGUGCCACAGAAGCUGCCACAAAAGAUAGCACCAGAGCAACAGAAGAUAGCGCAAGAGCCACAGAUAGUCCAAGAGCAGCAAACGCAAGCAACGACGUGUGAACAAGUUGAUGUGGUAGCGUCGAGUGGCGCGGAGGAAGUGAAACCGACCAGCUUGCCGGAUGUGACGUUGACUGGGGAUAACAGGGAACCGGAAAAGGAAGAGGUGCAGCGGCAGCCCACGAUCGUGGUGUCGCCGGUGGGGUGGGAGGGGGACAACGAGGCGGAGGAGGAGGACGGCUACGUGGCGCGCGCGCUCUACGACUACCAGGCGGCCGCGCCCGACGAGAUCUCCUUCGACCCCGACGACCUCAUCACCAACAUUGUGAUGAUCGACGAAGGCUGGUGGCAAGGUCUGUGUAAGGGCCAAUACGGACUGUUCCCCGCGAACUACGUGCAGUUGCAAGAUAAAUAGAAUCAUUCCAAUAUAUAUUUUGUAUUAUUAAGUGAAACUUUAACAAAUAUUAUAGGAAUUGUUGGUAAUUAUGUGUAAUUUUCAUUUCAUUGACUAGUUGUUUCGAAUGCGGAUGGAUGUGAAGAAAUAUUUGGAAUGUGAAACCGUAGAGUAUUUGAUGUAAGACAAUGGAGAUGGCGUUUUCGAGAAUUCUGUAAUUUUUUAAAUCGUUUCUUUUUUGAAGUAUCACUUCAUGUUAAAAUUUACAAUUUUUUUGUAAAAACGAUGGCUUUGGCACGUUUACAAUUUAUUGUGUUAGUAUAAAUAUAUAUAAUAUAAUGAUUUUUAAACUAUAAAUUCAGAAUAAUCAUAUAUAACGUUACAAAACGUCUAAAUACGUUUUCAUACAAAAAUUUGAAAGACGCUCAAAUAAAAACAGUGUUAAAAUCAUUUGCUGUACAAAAAUCCACUUUGAUACAAAAUUUGCAUUAAUAUAUUAAACACAAACUAAAACAUUAUAAACUCAGAAUUAACAAAAACAAAAACAAUAAUUCAAAAAUUAUUUAUUCAACUAGACAAAACUAUACUAAAUCGACAUAAUAUAGAAAAAUAUUACCACUAGUUCGGAGAGCAGUUUUUACAGAGAAGAGUCGGCAGGAAACUGUAGUUGUUCUUUUAAAAUCAUAUCCAAUGUCUUAAAAUUUUAUAUUCGAUAGAGAAACACACCUAGGAAAAUUCAUCCCAUGUCUUAUUCAUACAAAUAUAUAAUAUUUGAAACUAUGUCUUUUCGAAUAUAAGGAAAAUAUAUAGAAAACAUAUCCAUAAAUAAAAAAUAAUAUAAGAAAUCAAUAACUCAAUUUCCUUGACAUUAAAGUAUUAUACAAUUAUUAUUAGUUAUAAAGCUUAUUUUAUUUUAUUUUGGAAAAAUUGUAUACAUAACCUGAAAGAAGUCUGUAAUUGCUUUUUAAUUCUUUUUUUAUACUUGUCAUGACUUAAUGUUUCCAAGAAAAUGUAUUUUGAAUCAGUAUUUGUAUAAGCAUUUUAGUACAUUAGUAUUCUUAUUAUAGAAAAAAAAAAAUUAUAGUUUUUUCAAAUACUUUUAUGCUUUUUUAACUGGUGUUCCAAAAAACGCGAUAGGUUUUCAAUUCGACUUUUUUUUUAUAAUCUGAAGUUGAACCUUUUGCCCCAGUGUGGGUGUCGCUCGUUGUAGAAAAUAAUAAAUAAUUUAUACAGACUGAUGCAAUAUAAAAUAUAGUAUAGUAUACAAUGAACUAAAACAUAGAUAAUGUAAAUACAAAUACAUAUAUGACUAAUUGAGUGAAAGACAUAAAAGUAGCCUUUAUGUACUCGCAUAAAAUGAAAUUGACAAUUAUGUAUUCAUUUUCUAUUAUUAAUUAAUAAUAAUAGACUCUCUCAAUUUAUUUUUUUCUUACAGCAGACCAACUUUUAUAUUCUUGUGUGUGUGUGACAGCUUCGUCUUGCACUCGCGUUGUUUCCAUAAUUCUGUAUGUGUGUGUGAGAGUCAGCUGACUAUUGACUUAUAUUUUCUUUUACAAUACUAAAAAAAGAAAAUUGCCAAAUUGAAUUCAUAUAGAAUUUCAGAAGGAGAAGUAAAGAAAACAAGUAUUUCUAAGCAGUAUACUAGAUAUUUUAGAUGCACUGAAGUCUUGAACAACGUGUGACCUCAAACGGAAUUAACGAACAAUAAUCUAAUGCCUAAAUAUAAUCUAUUAUUAUAAUGUGUGAAAUGAUUUUCAUACGAUUUGUAUGCCUGUAUGUUAUGUAUGGGUCUUGUUCGUCUUUUAUAUAUGUUUAUUAAAGAUUAUCAAUA